AUGGAAGCUGAUGGAGGAUGCAAUGGAAGAAAAAAGAUGAAGGAAAUGAUGCAAGCGGUACUUGGACCAAUCAUUGAGUCUUGUCUCGGAGGUCUGCAAUUCAGUGGCUAUCAAGUUUGGACUACCUCCUCAUUACCCUACUUAACAAGCACAGAAUCACCUAUUCGAAUCACAGAAAGUCAAACAGCUUGGAUGGUGUCUAUUUACCUACUAGGCGAAACCAUCGGUCACAUAUUAACUCCUCUCUUUCUCAACCAAAUCGGUCGAAAAUAUUCAAUAACCCUUUCAAUUAUUAUCGGCCUAAUGGGUUUAUUUCUAAUCCUUUUAUUCGACUCCUACAUUUGUUUGUGUGUAGCACGACUCUUGGGUGGCACAUCCCAAGCGAUAUUCACCGGUUCUAUCAUAAUUUACCUAACAGAAAUUUUUGACAAUUGCAAAGAAUUUAUAAUCAUUAUCCUGCUAAUUGACAAAGGUGGUAUGUUCCUCUUCUCACUGCUCGCAUCCUUCGUCUCCUACACGACACUGAUCCUAACAAUUCUCAUAACGGUCGUUUUAAUUUGUUUGACCCAUUGCAUCCUACCGGAGAGUCCAUAUUUCUACUUUCUCAAUAACAAGGACGAUAAGGCCAUCAAGUGUUUGAAAAAAUUUAAAACUGAUAUCCAAAUGAAGAAAGUCGAGUCCGAUAUUUUAAAAAUAAAAGCCGUCAUUAUGGAAGAUGAGAAAAAUAGAAGAGAAUCAUUUAAAGAAUUAUUCCGGAACAUUCAGUACCGAAGGAGUUUGAUGAUUCUUGUUGUAUUGGAAUUAACACAUCAAAUGACGGGGAUUCACUCUAUUUACGGAUACUUGGAACAAAUAUUGAACGAAUCGAAUUGCCCCCUAAAUUCCAAGUAUGGUUUUAUGGUUUUUAGCUUCUUUCAAUUGUCUGCAGUGAAAAAUUAUUUUCAUCAAAUUGACUUGUCGACUUUAACAUGGCUUCCUCUGGUUUCUCUAAUUUUAUUUGGAAUCGUUUACACACUGGGCGUAGCGCCAAUAACAAAUUUACUCCAAGGUGAACUUUUUCCUCCAAAUAUUAAUCGAACUGCAAUGACAUUUGGUUCAAUUUUAGGAUCAAUUUUCGGUUUUAUUGGUACUCUAGCCUAUUUUAUAUUGAGAGAAAAUUUUGGCGAUCAUUCACCUUUCUUGGCUUACGCAACAAUAUCCUUUCUUACGUCACUGCUCGUAUUUUCCAUAAUUCCAGAAAUCAAAGGCAAAUCGCUUGAGUAUAAUAAGCAGAUGGAGAAUAAUAAUGCUAAUUUUGGGGAAAAAUAA
This is a messenger RNA of Leptopilina heterotoma, 1308 nucleotides long. Its product is annotated as solute carrier family 2, facilitated glucose transporter member 1-like. The record is from RefSeq and is a predicted model, not a curated record. Gene Ontology annotation, cellular component: membrane. The coding region runs from base 1 to 1308 and encodes 435 amino acids. Gene Ontology annotation, biological process: transmembrane transport. The transcript has 3 exons. Gene Ontology annotation, molecular function: transmembrane transporter activity. NCBI's taxonomy places the organism in Eukaryota, Metazoa, Arthropoda, Insecta, Hymenoptera, Figitidae.